CCUUACAGUCGAGAAUGUUUUCGCUGAGCUCAGAUUGCGUCAUGGUCUCUACAAAGGAGAUGGACAAGCAUUCACUCGCUUCUUUCACAGAUGUGGAAGAGCUUGAGAAGGUCAACAAAUUGAACACGGGACCACAAGUCUGGCUGAACAACUGGACUCCCGUCAAUCGUGCUUGCAAGACCUUCACCGUAACCUCCCCUUCACCUCCGUUGUCUGAACCUGGGAAUGAAAAUGAAAUCCCAUCCCCUUUCGCUAGUCCACUUCGCGAGUUCAUUCUCAGCUCAGCAGAAAAGAUGAAACAAACCUCAACUACACGCAAGCGAAAAGCACCCUCACUAUCACCAACAACCGCACGGAAGAAGAGAGCUACCGAAUCAUCAUUGAAGAAAAGCAACGUCGAGCUGGCCAAGUCGCCUACAUUGAAUUCUAAGUCAAUCCACCACGAGAAAUCCCUUGGAGCUGGUCAAGAGAUGGCCCAAAUUACACGAUCUGGCGACACUCCUCUUAUGCAUACUUCACAGAACAAACUCAACAUGAGGAGCUCCGGUACCACCUUGGAUCCGAUGACAACUGACUUCUUCGACUACCCCCAGGAGUCCCCUUUCCAAUUCAAUGUCUACUCUGCGAAACCCCCUGUCGCGGCGAACGGUCGGAACAAUAACGCGAAUCAGGAUGAUGAUGAUGAUGAUCUUUUUGACGAUGACGACUCUGACAUCGCAGAUCUCCUCGCUGCUGAGGCGGAAUUGGCCAAGGAGCAAAAGAAUAGCACACAAUACAAGGCGCCAAACGACAAAAACAGCUCGUUCAAAAGUCUUUUGACACAGUUCAGCUUCGGCCGGGAAUGGACGACCACCGCAGCGUCAGUCAGUUCAAGCAACCCUCUACCAGAUAUGAAACCGUUCCUUCGCUCCGUCAAAUACCCGACCAAGAUCCCGGACAAGCCAACUGAGAUAUCACAGCAGAUUUUCUCAACCGAAUACCGACUUCCGACUUGCUUCCGCAUUGCUGAGGCGCUCAGACAAAUCAACUCCCUCAACACCUCAGAUGAGAACAGCUUCUUGCGUCUUGAGAUCUACGCGUUGCUGCCGGUUAACUACGAAUAUCAGCCGCCGAACAUCCCUCUUCGUUUCGCUGACGUGUUCUUUCCUGACCGUCCACCAUACCUUGCCGCCUCAAUUACCCAAGCAACGGUUUACAAGUCAGCCUCGUCGCGCAAAGGACAGUCGAUCCUGUCGCCACGUCCGGCAGAAAAUGCAAAUCGUGUACCGGUACACGCUAUGAUUCUGGCCACUAGGAAAGAAGAUUAUCCAUCAGUUACGACCUCUCCAUCCGGCAUACUGGACAAAGUCAACCUCGAGGUAUUGCAUGUCAAAGAAACGAGCUGGGAGAUCAUCAGAGAAGUGCGCAAGAUCCUGGAUGCAGUUGUCAAUGAAACCAAGGAGGGCGAGCAGAACAAGCACAUAUGAUUGUCACAUGCCUCCGGAUCUCUCGAAUCUGUGAAACAGCAGCUAAGUUCGUAAAGAGGACUGGAACCCAAGGUGUCCUAUGUUAGCAACGUGGCAGGAAUUGGUCCAUA
Messenger RNA from Exophiala xenobiotica, 1576 nucleotides. RefSeq lists its product as uncharacterized. The transcript is spliced from 2 exons. The record is from RefSeq and is a predicted model, not a curated record. Lineage: Eukaryota; Fungi; Ascomycota; Eurotiomycetes; Chaetothyriales; Herpotrichiellaceae. Bases 15 to 1466 code for a protein of 483 amino acids.